AUGGAUGAAACCGGUAUUUUGAACGAAGGGGAGAUAUUCUGUCCCGUUCUCAGUGAACGUUUCUACCGAGAGAUCCUCGUCCGAAAGAACGUGGUCGUCACACGUUCGCCGGCUUUUCAUCCCGGCGACGUGCAGUUAGUAAAUGCUAUCGAUGUUCCCGAGGAUUCUCCCCUUCGCAAAUUACACAAUUGUGUCGUCUUUAGCCAGAAAGGCAACAGAGAUCUCCCGAGUAAGCUGAGCGGUGGUGACUUGGACGGCGAUCUCUUCAACAUCAUCUAUGAUGACCGACUGAAGCCGCAGAAGAUUGCAGAACCUGCGGAUUAUCCCAGAGCCGUUGACUUUUCAAAGACGGGCAAACCUGUGGAUGUUUCUCGAAUACCUAAGUAUCCGCCUUACCGACCCGACUUCAUGGCUCCAGGUCCCCGUGUCCAUAUUGCGGAGAGUAUCGAGCUUCUUUCGUCUGAGAGAGAGCACAUAUAUGGCGAGGAAGACGAUAACGAUGAUGACGACGAUGGCGGCCGACGACUUAUCCGCUACUACAAAAGUAAGCGUGUCUUAGGCCAGCUUUACAGAGCAAUAGACGAGAAGGAAUUUCUCCAAGACCUGCAAACUUUGCCGAAAGAGCGGCCGGUAAACCUUCUCACAGCUCUAUGGCAGUACGUUGAGCAUGAAACUGCAGGCUUCAUUUGGACACAUUGCAUAGCCACUGCGAGAGAGAUCAAAGAGAUCUACGAGGACGAUCUACAAGAUCUGAUGUACCAGUACUCCGACACGUCGUGGAAGACAUCUCUCACCGAAAUCGAAGUUUUCAUCGGAAACAUCAUGGGCGAAAGUCACAAACAGACCAAACGGCAGAAGGAAGCGUCGAAAAGCAUGAGAGAAGACUAUGACCGUCUGGUGGACUGGACAAUAUCGAUGAUUCUCGGUCAGGACUCAGAUAGUGAGGACCAGGCUCUCGAACGUUCAAUCGCAUGUUUCUGGGUUGCGUUGGAUGAUGCCACGGCCCGGUACAAGAGCUCCAAGAAGAAGAGGCUUCGGAGCUUUGCUUGGAUCGCGGCGGUUUACUCCGCAGUAUGUAAAACAGCAAUGCAAACAAGACAAACCUCUCCGAUGCCGUGGCAUCAAGCUUAUGCUGCUAAGCUAGUCCUCUUCUACUUCGCCGAAUCGCCCUUCUUUGACCCGACCUCGAACAACGCCUCCCUGGCCAUCCAAGCCAGCUACAAUGAAUCCUUUCGCCAUUUCGUCGAGACGCGCGAAGCGUUCGAGGGCAGGUUGAAGACGAUGCAGGGACUGGAGUUCAUGGUCACGUACGAUCCGCUGCAGGCUGCUGCGCAGUCGGAGACCACGUUUGCGCACGAGCCGUCGAAUAUCUGGGUGAUUCGGAAGCAAUUGAGGCAGAAGCGGCCCGGGAUGGAGGACGAUGUUGUGGUUCUGUCGACGUACUACGUCGUGGGGGAUUGUAUUUACAUGGCGCCAUCUAUUGCUAGUGUUGUGGGGAACAGACUUCUCUCGGCCGUGACGUCUCUGACCAAGCUCCUCAACACCGCCUCUCCACUCCCGAUCUUCACGCCGGCUUACGGACAUACCUACAUGCCUCCUGGUCCCAAGCAGCUCACCGAUACCUCUCAGCAGACGACGGCAGCAGCGGCACAAUCUCAGCAGAGCAAAGAGGGCACUCCUGUGCCAGAUGGUCAGGCACCGACCAAGGCUCCGCUCGCAGGAGCGAACGUGAGUAGCAGUGCGUUCCAGGAUACGCGAAGCCUUAUGGAAGCAUUAACUCUGCUGUCCAAAUACGGUGACGAGUACAUGGACGAAAAUCCGCUCGUUGGCGAGCCCGGGUCAUUUAUCUUAACCAAGUGA
Molecule: messenger RNA, 1860 nt
Organism: Rasamsonia emersonii CBS 393.64
Lineage: Eukaryota; Fungi; Ascomycota; Eurotiomycetes; Eurotiales; Trichocomaceae
Product: RNA polymerase II transcription mediator complex subunit (Med6)
Exons: 8
Coding region: 1-1860 (619 amino acids)
Biological process (GO): siRNA processing; regulation of transcription by RNA polymerase II
Cellular component (GO): nuclear RNA-directed RNA polymerase complex; mediator complex
Molecular function (GO): transcription coregulator activity; RNA-directed RNA polymerase activity
Source: RefSeq, a predicted model, not a curated record